Molecule: messenger RNA, 690 nt
Organism: Monoraphidium neglectum
Lineage: Eukaryota; Viridiplantae; Chlorophyta; Chlorophyceae; Sphaeropleales; Selenastraceae
Exons: 1
Coding region: 1-690 (229 amino acids)
Source: RefSeq, a predicted model, not a curated record
AUGCGCGCUCAGCUUGCAAGUGCGCUCGUGGCGCUGCUCGCAGCGCCGCACCUGCAGCCUGAGGCGCUGGUACUGGACGGCGCCGCGAGUGGCACAGACACAGAGGUGGCCAGCGCCGCAACGGCGGCGGUGGCCGCAGCGGCCCGCAGCGUGGGCCAGUCGCUGGUGUCACGGCUGCAGCACGUGCUUGGGGCACUGCUGAGCGGCUCCUGGGCGGGCUGGCUGCGCGGCAGCAACAAGCGGCUGCGUGAGGUCCCUGCGUACGGCGGCACGGCGCACCUGUGGGCAGCCCUCGACGGCCUGCCGCAGCACAGGCUGCCGGACGCGCUGCGUGCACGCAUCCGUGCCGCGUUGCCUCUGCCGCCCGAGCCCGCACCGCUGCUGCUGCCAGAGCCGCUUGCCGGCGCACCAGCCCUAGCAGCCGCUGACGACAUGGACGACAGCGGCGGCCCCGGCAGCGGCGGCGAGCGGCUGCUGUCCUUGGCGCGCCGCUGGGACCCCUGGACGCCACUGCAGCCCUUGGCCGCUGGGCCACCAGCUAUUGGUGCAGUAAGCAGUGCAGGCGUUGGGUCAGCCUCCCUGCAUGGCCCCGUUGCGCCAGCAGUGUUGCUGUUGGCGGGCUGCGUGAAGCGGCGUGGCGGGGCGCUGGCAUACGCGGGUGGUCACGAUGACGACGAUUGUGUCCUCUGA